AUGUCGACCCUUAGGCGCGUCGGUGCGGCCCUCGUGGCAGCUUCGCUAUGUGUCGCUCAAUCAACGCCGGUCAUGUACAAGGAUGAGAAGACGGGCAUCCAGCUUGGCACCUGGGGCUACACCCCCGACGCGACCAGUGAGGACGACCCUGGUUUUGGAGCUUACACCUUCGGCAUGGCUCUUCCUGAGGACGCCAUGACGAAGGAUGCCAAUGAGUAUAUUGGUAUCUUGAGAUGUUCUAUUACCAGCCCGACUGAGACCGGCUGGUGCGCCGUCUCUCAUGGUGGUUCCGGGCAGAUGACGCAGGCGCUACUCCUCAUGGCAUGGCCGUACGAAAACGAGGUCCUGACAUCGUUCCGCUACACCUCUGGCUACCAGCUUCCGCCCGUCUACAAGGGCAAUGCGACCCUGACCCAGAUCUCGUCUUUCGUCAAUGCCACCACGUACGAGGUCAUCUACCGGUGCCAGAACUGCUUCGAAUGGGACAACGGCGGUGCCAGCGUGAAGGUGUCGACCACCGCCAAGUCCUUUGUCCUGGGGAGGGCCCAGGCUAUCAAGAGCGUGACCAAUCCUGGAUGCCCCGACAAGAUCAGCUUCGGCUUCCACGACGAUGGUUAUGGCCAGUACGGAGCUGCUCUCGACCAGAUUGUCAACCCGUCAUACAGCGCUUGGGCUGCUCUAGCUAAGACGGUUCCUAAGACCAGCUGCGACGACGCCGGGACACCGGCGGCCGGACCUAGCACAACUGCGGCGUCCCCUACCGCUACCGCUACCGCUACCGCUACCGGUAGUGCUAGCGGCAGUGCCUCCGGCUCCGCUACCGAAACUGAUGCUCCUACCGCUUCCGCUUCCGCUUCCGCUACUGAGCCAGCUUCUUCUUCUGAACCCGCCUCCGCUUCCGAGCCCGCUCCCACUACCACUGGUGAAGCUCCCUCGGCCACCUCCGCGGCGCCAAGCUCGACCCAGGCUGCGUGCGCCUCAGUCCCGACCGGUUCGGCAGCCAAGACCUACGAGUACAUCAUUGUCGGCGGUGGUGCUGGUGGUAUCCCCAUGGCAGACCGGCUCAGCGCGGCUGGCCACAGCGUUCUCCUGAUCGAGAAAGGCCCACCAUCCACUGGUCGCUGGGGCGGCACCAUGAAGCCGGAUUGGCUGAUCGGUACCAACCUCACUCGGUUCGACGUGCCGGGCCUCUGCAACCAGAUCUGGCAUGACUCGACUGGCAUCGCUUGCCAGGACACCGAUCAGAUGGCCGGCUGCGUUCUCGGCGGCGGCACUGCUGUAAACGCCGGUCUCUGGUGGAAGCCAAACCCCAAGGACUGGGACUACAACUUCCCCUGGGGCUGGAGGAGCGCCGACCUCAAGAAGGCCACCCAGGCAGCCUUCUCUCGCAUUCCAGGCACGACAACGCCUUCGAUGGACGGGAAGCUGUACCGCCAAGAAGGUUUCAACGUACUGGCCCAAGGCUUCAACGACUCCGGCUGGAGUUACGUGAUCCCCAACGACGCUGAGACGCAGAAGAACCGCACCUAUGGACACACCACCUACAUGUUCUCCAACGGCGAGCGAGGCGGCCCGUUGGCGACCUAUCUGCAGACAGCUAGCCAGCGGCCCAAGCUUUUCGAUCUCUGGACCGACACUACCGUCAGGCGUGUCAUUCGUACCGGUGGCCACAUCACCGGAGUCGAGCUGGAGUGCAAUGAUGGUGGAGGGGGAAAGUCGGGUAUCGUGAAUGUUGCCCCUCAGCUCGGCAGGGUCAUCCUCUCUGCUGGUACAUUCGGAACCGCCAAGCUCCUGAUGCGAAGUGGAUUUGGCCCUGCUGAUCAGCUCUCGAUCGUCAAGAACUCGGCCAAGGACGGCGCCACCAUGAUUCCCAGCAGCGACUGGGUCGAUCUGCCCGUUGGUUACAACCUUGUCGACCACGUCAAUACCGAUACCAUCAUCACGCACCCCGAUGUUGUGUUCUAUGACUUCUACGAGGCAUGGGACGCGCCGAUCCCCGAUGACAAGACCGACUACCUUGAUAACCGGGCGGGCAUCUUGGCUCAGUCUGCUCCAAAUAUCGGCCCCAUGUUCUGGGACGAGAUCAAGGGCUCCGACGGCAUCGUCCGUCAGCUCCAGUGGACUGCACGUGUUGAGGGCAACGAUGCCAUUACUGCCUCGAAGCACGCAAUGACCAUGAGCCAGUACCUGGGCAGAGGAUCUCAGUCGCGUGGCCGCAUGGGCAUCACCGCCAACCUCGACACUGUUGUCUUGACGCCACCCUACCUUCAUGACGAGUUCGACACGGAGGCUGUCAUCCAGGGCAUCAAGAACCUGCAGCAGGCACUGAGCGGCAUCAAGGAUCUCCAGUGGAUCGUGCCAUCCCCGAACAUCACCGUCGAGGACUUUGUCAACAACAUGGAUAAAUCCCCCGCUUCUCGCCGGUCCAACCACUGGAUGGGCACGUCCAAGAUGGGCUACGACGACGGGCGCCUCGGCGGCUCCGCCGUGGUCGACAUCAACGCCAAGGUGUACGGCACCGACAACCUGUUCGUCGUGGACGCCUCCAUCUUCCCGGGCCAGCCGACCGGCAACCCGUCGGCCAUGGUGGUCGUGGCCGCAGAGCAGGCCGCGUCCCGCAUCCUGGCCCUGAGGGCCACGACCGCCGGCGGCCUUGGCGCCCAGUGCGGCGGCAACAAGUGGACCGGCAGCUUCGCGUGCGCCAAGCAGUACGAGUGCAGGGUCCUAGACCCCACCUACUCGAUUUGCGCAAAGCCAGCCGGUACCACCCGCCACUGA
Molecule: messenger RNA, 2778 nt
Organism: Phialemonium atrogriseum
Lineage: Eukaryota; Fungi; Ascomycota; Sordariomycetes; Cephalothecales; Cephalothecaceae
Product: cellobiose dehydrogenase
Exons: 8
Coding region: 1-2778 (925 amino acids)
Biological process (GO): carbohydrate metabolic process
Cellular component (GO): extracellular region
Molecular function (GO): cellulose binding; oxidoreductase activity, acting on CH-OH group of donors; flavin adenine dinucleotide binding
Source: RefSeq, a predicted model, not a curated record